Suillus paluster is the source of this 717-nucleotide messenger RNA. RefSeq lists its product as uncharacterized. NCBI's taxonomy places the organism in Eukaryota, Fungi, Basidiomycota, Agaricomycetes, Boletales, Suillaceae. The record is from RefSeq and is a predicted model, not a curated record. Bases 1 to 717 code for a protein of 238 amino acids. The transcript has 7 exons.
AUGUUGCCACAGCCGUUCUGGAUGCUUGACGGGCGGGAAAUGUGGUUGUGGAAAGAUGGGGAGCACUUGCUUAGAGGGGAGGCAGCUGGUGGUGUGGUGGAUGGGAAGGGGAUGCCAGAUGAAGCUUGGGAUGGCAAAUAUGUUGGUAGUGCCAAAGGUUCCUCUGGUGGAGGGCUGGACUUCCGAGGAUGGCUCCUCCCUAUGAGCACCAUGAAUAACAGCCGUUUCAGUGUCUGUCAAAGACCUAUCAACUUCAGCGACAAGUUCAACACUGAUGACAAUCAUAUUGUCCUCAAUGUCGAAAACCUUCUUAAGGAUUGGCCUACAUAUGUCAUUCAAUUCACGCCUCAAAAACCAGGACCGGUGAAACUACUGUUGCACUUGAGAGAUGCAAAAAGCUUAGAUGGAUUGAUGAUAACCCCGAAAAAAUCCUCCACUAGCGCUGUCAAACCUGAUCCAGAUACUAAUACCAUAGUUUCAAACACUCCCAGUGCCUCUGAGCUGGGCAGCCUCACACUCCUCGCAAAUCCUGUGCAGUUCCUGGGUGUAUUGGAAGACCCACCAGUGAAGAAACAAAAGUUCGCUGAUGAAGAUUCUGUUUGGCCUCCUCGCCGCUCUCGAGCCUACAGAGAUGUUCUGGAUCUACCCCUUGCUGCUUUUCGUAACCUCAUGAUUCUGUCUGCUCCUGUCAAAGCAGCAGUUGAUAGUCCUGUGUAG